UCAAGCGCCCCUGGCCGGUGGAGCAAACGCGUUCCCCGCGGCGCUCUGGGACCCGCAGCCGCCUGCGCGCAGCUUGGGGCCGGUAUGGGAGGGGUGGCCAGGCCGGCAUGAUGAGCGCCCUGGGCAGCCCUGUGCGGGCCUACGAUUUUCUACUUAAGUUCCUGCUGGUGGGCGACAGCGACGUGGGCAAGGGCGAGAUCCUGGCCAGCUUGCAGGACGGAGCAGCCGAGUCUCCUUAUGGCCACCCGGCGGGAAUUGAUCACAAGACGACCACCAUCCUGCUGGAUGGCCGAAGAGUGAAACUGCAGCUUUGGAAGUCAAGCCCAUUUUACUGCACUCCUCCAGAGGCCUCAGGAACUCUCCCAUGCUCAGAGCCAAACCCAGCUGUUAAGAUUUCCAGGGACACCUCAGGGCAGGGGAGAUUUUGUACCAUAUUCCGCUCGUACUCCAGAGGCGCACAGGGUGUGAUCCUGGUCUAUGACAUUGCCAACCGAUGGUCCUUCGAUGGCAUCAACCGAUGGAUUAAGGAGAUUGAUGAGCAUGCCCCUGGGGUUCCUAAAAUCUUGGUGGGAAACCGGCUGCAUCUGGCAUUCAAGCGGCAGGUGCCCACAGAACAGGCCCAGGCCUACGCCGAGCGCCUGGGUGUGACCUUCUUUGAGGUUAGCCCUCUGUGCAACUUCAACAUUACAGAGUCCUUCACAGAGCUGGCCAGGAUCGUGCUGCUGCGGCAUGGGAUGGACCGCCUCUGGAGGCCAAGCAAGGUACUGAGUUUGCAAGACCUCUGCUGCCGUGCUGUGGUGUCCUGCACACCUGUGCACCUGGUAGACAAGCUCCCACUCCCUGUUGCCGUAAGAAGCCACCUUAAGUCAUUCUCUAUGGCCAAUGGCCUGAACACCAGGAUGAUGCAUGGCCGCUCCUACUCCCUAACUGCCAGCUCCAGCCACAAGAGGAGCAGCUUCUGCAAAGCCAGGACCAGCCGCCCACCCCAGAGCCCACCCAGAAACUGUACCAGGAAUGGCUGCAAAAUCUCUUAGAGCCUGGAACUGGGGGCGCAGGCCUGUCAUCCAGCUACUCAAGAGUCUGAGGCAGGAGGAUCACAAGCUCAAGGCCCACCUGGGCUACAGAAGGAGUUCAAGGCCAGACUGAGCAACUGAGACCCUGCCUAAAAAUUAAAAACUGAAGAGAGCUGGCUCUCUAGGAGAGUCUGGAGGACAGAGACCAUUCUAGACUCAAGAAACAUAGUCUCCAUCUCUCCCGGUAAUGAUGCUGCUUUCAUGUGGAAUGCCUAUGCCACCGGUGUGGUAUGAAUGCCCAGUGCGCUGUGACUGAUACUUCUGUGUGGAUGUGCAUGAAGCUCUUAUUCUGGACUUGUGUGUGCAAAGGGAAAAAUUAGUAUUCUGCUCUACUGUUGAUAAUAUGAAAUUAUGGAUGUUACCUUUAUCAUGAUUGCUGUGCAACUUUUUCUGUCACUGCUUUUGUAUGGCUGACAAAACGUGUGUAGUGAAUACAUAUUCAAGAAAAUCUCAGAAACAAUGAUGAUCAGAUAGGCUAGCAUCACUGGUAUUACAAGAGGGGCUUUUUGUAAACCUUUUAAUGUCAAAGGUCAAUUUAUAAAAAUGCUGCAGCUGCACAUAGAGAUUGUGUACAACAGAUCUGUCCCAUUUGGGUAGGACAUGGGUUUGAUAAAGUUUUUGCUAUGUCAUUUACUACAUUUUGGGAUUAAUAAGUAAUCUAUAUUCAUAUUUUUCUGUAAACCUACAUUUUUUGUACAAAGUGUUCUACAAGUUACGAAGCUAUGGGAAGAAAAUGCCAAAGAUAUCUCCAAUUAUGUUGAACAUAACCAGCAUUGUUUCAACUGAUUGCAAGGAGAAAGGUGUUUCAGUAAAUAAUGGAGUAGAAACCGUAUUAUUUAAGGGAAUAUUUCUCAAUAAAGUGGAUAUUGUUCU
This is a messenger RNA of Myodes glareolus (Bank vole), 1946 nucleotides long. RefSeq names its product RAB40B, member RAS oncogene family (gene Rab40b). NCBI's taxonomy places the organism in Eukaryota, Metazoa, Chordata, Mammalia, Rodentia, Cricetidae. The record is from RefSeq and is a predicted model, not a curated record. Gene Ontology annotation, molecular function: GTPase activity; GTP binding. Gene Ontology annotation, biological process: intracellular signal transduction.